Molecule: messenger RNA, 1304 nt
Organism: Pogona vitticeps (central bearded dragon)
Lineage: Eukaryota; Metazoa; Chordata; Lepidosauria; Squamata; Agamidae
Gene: GNG8
Product: G protein subunit gamma 8
Biological process (GO): G protein-coupled receptor signaling pathway
Cellular component (GO): heterotrimeric G-protein complex
Molecular function (GO): G-protein beta-subunit binding
Source: RefSeq, a predicted model, not a curated record
CGGCAUCCCUGUUGAUGCCCUCAAGUGGCAACGGGCAAAGCAGCAGCAGACAAGGAGAGCAGCCGUCGGCAACAGGAGAGAAGCUCCGACGGGACUUGGCAGAGUUGCUUAUGAGCUUUGGAGUAGCCAGAUUCUUCGCUGAGCAUCACAGCAUCACCCGCCUCUGGCGUAAGUGGUAAAGAAGGUCGUUGAUGUUCCUGGUAUUUAUUUUGGCUGAUUAACUGAAGAAGGCCACCUUUCCCAGACAACCAGGUAAAAUAUCUCUGGCUCCAUCAACCGCUCCUCCAAGAGCUUGCUUUCCAGACCCUUCAUCAUCACCCUGGUCGUCAUCCUCCAGACGGGUUUCAGCUUGUCAAUAUCCUUCUGAAAGGAGGGUGCCCAGAAUUGGACAGAAUCUUCCAGUCUCUUAACAGCAAGCCCGAGACCGCCUGGCAGGGGGGGAACCAUGUCGAACAACAUGGCCAAGAUUGCAGAGGCCCGUAAGACAGUGGAGCAGCUGAAACUGGAAGUCAACAUCGACCGCAUGAAGGUGUCCAAGGCAGCUGCUGAUCUCCUCGCUUACUGUGAAGCCCACGCCAAGGAAGACCCUCUGGUGACCCCUGUCCCCUCUUCAGAAAACCCCUUUCGUGAGAAACGGCUUUUUUGCAUCGUGCUCUAAGCCUGGGUGUGGGUGCGGAGGGCGCCACGGGCUCUUCCCCCUCCUUCCAGGCUGGGGUGCAACCGUUUUGCUUGCAUCUUCAUUUCAGAAGCCUCUCCCCCACCCCACCACCACUAAAAUUAAACAACGGGGGAGAAAUGUUGGUGUCAACAGGAUGAAGAACAAGGUGUGUGUGUGUAACUAGCAGGGUGUGGGUGUGUAACUAAGGAAGAACUAACAGACAAUGGACAUCUGUCUGUUGGCUCUUCCUCCUAUCCUUGGUGUGGUAUCUAUGUGACCUUAGCACAGAUAAAUUCUCAUGUAGCCUUAUCUCUUUGCAAACCUACCACUCUCUCUGUCUAAGUUCUAACUACUACAUUUCUCAUGAUCCAAACUCCAAAAAGUUCUGGUUAUCCUAUAAAAUAUUCAUUGCCCUGUGUAGUCAUGGGAGCAUCUCAGCUUUUCAUUAAUAAACAAGACAGUUACUAGUCCACAUUGGUAUUGAGUGCUCGCCUGCAUAUGUUAUAUUGUCCCCUGUUUUAUUACUGUAGUAGCUGGAGGAACAAGCAUGAGGAGGGGGAUGUCCCCAGUCAACCCCUCCAGGAGCUAUGCUUAGAAAAGGCAUUCAACUUGCCUUUUCCUUAAAUUGGUUGUUCCAAUAAAUGUG